Porites evermanni is the source of this 4226-nucleotide messenger RNA. Lineage: Eukaryota; Metazoa; Cnidaria; Anthozoa; Scleractinia; Poritidae. The record is from the annotation of a GenBank genome assembly.
AGAAAGCCAUCAAUUUUAAGGAAAAUUGAAAAGAAAGAUUUGGAGAAGUUUGACCUACAGUUAGUUUGUGAUGAACGGCGUGAACGAGCUCUGGUUUUUUAUUCAUUCCUUCUCACUUCGGCUAUCAAUAAAAGAACGAAAUCUUUCGACUGGUUGGGAAGCUUGGCUAUCGCAGGAUCAAUUCUGUUGAAACAGCGAAACAAGGACAUGAGCGCUGCUGCAUCUGUGAUAGGUAUUCUCCUGAAAAGCAAGUCUGUUGAGGUGCGAUUCGUUUUAUUGAUCUUGAGCUUAUUUUACUUUUGAUACUUUUUAUUCAGUUUUAUUUCGUGUCAUAAGUAUCUGAAAUUGUUCAAGCUAAAUUACAGGACAUUUAUUAUUUAAGGUCAAUCUGUAUUUGAUAAAACAAUACACACAAUAACGUCAUAAAACUGCUUUAUUCUCUGAAUGAUAAAAUAAUCGUGGUAUUUAAGAAAUUUCUAUUUUAAAAGAUGCUAUUAAUCAUGAACUAAAAAAAAAAUCUUCAUAUAAAAGAGAUCUAUUUAAAAUGUAUUAUGAAAUUUCUAACAUAGGUCGUUCUUUGUGUCACAGGCAACCCUCGGUAGGCUCAACAGACUGAAGGUGACAAAUUCAAACAGUCAGAUUCUUUACACGUUGGACAAACUUGGGGGUGAUCAUGAUGCCCUCCUUUUGAAAGCAAGGGACACAAUUUCUCAAGAAAACUCCAAAGCGAUAGAGAUUCAAGAGAAGCACAAAAAUAUUUUGAUGCAAUAUGAAUCCUAUCAAACAUGCACAGCAGUGUGCCACCAAAAGCAAACUAAAGUCAGGAUGGUGGAGUAUGAAUUCAAGAAAGCUGCACACCCUGGAUUUGUUAUCUCAUUUGACAAUCUGGACUUCCAGCUACAGCGAAAGAGUAUGACAAUGCAAUCGCAAAACCGUGACUUUCAUUGGGUGAACCACCAAAUGAUUGAGAACAGGGUGUCUGGAGCACUCCUUGACUCCAAACAACCAAAAGCCAAUCUUCAGGAGUUGUCAAACCUGCAGUUUUUACCAACUAUUGAAGACCAGCAACGGCAAAGGUCCAAUUACAUGAUUUUAACAGCACGGAUUUUAGUGGAAUACUUUGAUGUUUUGAAGCCUUUAAAGGAAGCGUGCAUCUAUCAUAUUCCCCACAAAUAUACUGAGGAGAUGUCAAAGAAGUCAAAAAAGGUUAUUAAUUACUAGUUGAACUAAUUGUGACAUUGUUAUCCAAAUAUUAUUUAUUCAAAAGUCUGACUAACCAUCCGAAUGCUUAUUAUUUUUAUACACUUUAUGUAUCCAUAAGUCAAGUCCAGUGGAAACCAACAAAUGUUUUCCCUUAAUCUCUGAAACCUUUCCAAGUACAGUCUUGCUGUCAAUGUUCCGAACAAGUUCAAUAAGAGCUCUACAUGUUCGUUAGGAUUUCACCUCUGGUUCAAAAUGGUGUUGCAGAAAAUUAUAUACCAGGUGGCAAAAAAUUUGGGCAAAGAUGUUGCAUUAAGGGAAGAAAACAACAUUUGGGAUAGAAAUGACAUAAAUUUGAAAGAAGCAGGAAAUGUGGGAUCAGCAACCCUUCCCUCAAGAUUCUUGAGGUUGUGACAUCAUAUACUAAUAUAUUUUAUCUAUGGUAUUUUUUUUAUCUCUUUAAAUAAUUUAUUUAUUAUUGUUUUGGUCAGGUUCCCCUGGGAAUUAUUUUCAAGAAUGAAAAUGUAAAUGAACACAUGAUGUCAAUACUUCAACAAUUCCAUUCCUACCUCCUGCAAGCAAGUGAUGGUGGUGUGGAUGGUCAGAUAUUUUCUGGUGACCAGCUCACUGUUGAAAGGGCUGUGAAUGUGAUUUUGCCGGUGGCAAAUGGCUACACCCCAAAGGACCGCUUGGAAGGCAUCAAUCUCCAAUUGGGGGACUUGCAUGCAGCUGUUAAAGUGCUAAGUGUAUGUUUAUGAUUGUAUUAUGCCUAAAAUAUUACUAGUUUGAUGUUCAUAACUUUCCUAUUCAGCAAAAUGCUGUAAAUGUAAUGCUCUGAUUAACCUCUCUUGUGACCACCCACUGUAUGGAAACACCAUUGAAACACCUUUUUUUUACAAUGCAUUAACACCUCUAAAUGCAUAGGCUUCAAAGCACACAUGAUUUAAAUCUAUAGAAUGAGUGAUACUAGAUCACUCUGAUCAUGGAUGAUUAAAGAAUAAAAUAAUUUUUUCUAUUAAGACAGGGAUUAAUUUAUUGGUACAUCUGGUGCACCAUGAUUCAGAUAAUCUUGAAUCAUACAUUUGUAACUCAUGAACUGGAUAUCCACUCUCUUCCUCUUCCUUUUUGGGGGGUAUAUUUUCAAUUUUGUUGAAUUGUCUAGUGUUGUAUUUUUAGAUCCCUAUCAUAAAAAAAAUUAUAGGAAAAUUAAAAUUUUUAGCUUACAGCGAAAUCACUGCAAAUUCAUAUUGUUUUUUGUUUGUUUGUUUGUUUUCAACAGUUAAUCUACUCUAGAUUCUUUAGUGGAAAAUCUGAUGUAGACAUCUGCACCAUGGUUUGCUGAUUGCACCCUAAUAAACAGAAGGAAUGUAACAAGUGAUACCCACUCUUCGUACCGAGCGAACCGAGACUUUUUUUCAGUUGUGUUUACAUCAAGGGUAAUUGUUGCUGCCAUGAAGGUGUUAGGCUUUGAGAACAAGGCAGGAGCCCCCUCAAACCAUAGCUUGCCCACGAACUUAAAUUCAAUGAAGAAGGCAGAAAAGCUAGAUUGUCUGCUUGAAAUGUCAGCAAAGGUAGUUGAUGAAUUUGUUUUUCAACAUGCUUCGAACGUGAAUGACCUUGUGAAUCGUGUGGUCACUCAGCAAGAAAGGGAUGAAGUUCUUAACCGUCAGCAACUGACCCCCGAUGGGAGGUUUCCAUGCCGGUACCCUGGAUGCGAGAGGUCAUUCAAGUAUAAUGGAAAGUCAAGAAGGGCUCAUGAGUUAGCACAUGACCCUCCAGUUCAGGUGGAAGAUGAGGUAAAUGACUUCACCUCAUCAACCCCUAAUCCUCCCCAAGGUGAAUCAAAACCAGAGGAUGAUNGCACCCUAAUAAACAGAAGGAAUGUAACAAGUGAUACCCACUCUUCGUACCGAGCGAACCGAGACUUUUUUUCAGUUGUGUUUACAUCAAGGGUAAUUGUUGCUGCCAUGAAGGUGUUAGGCUUUGAGAACAAGGCAGGAGCCCCCUCAAACCAUAGCUUGCCCACGAACUUAAAUUCAAUAGAGAAGGCAGAAAAGCUAGAUUGUCUGCUUGAAAUGUCAGCAAAGGUAGUUGAUGAAUUUGUUUUUCAACAUGCUUCGAACGUGAAUGACCUUGUGAAUCGUGUGGUCACUCAGCAAGAAAGGGAUGAAGUUCUUAACCAUCAGCAACUGACCCCCGAUGGGAGGUUUCCAUGCCGGUACCCUGGAUGCGAGAGGUCAUUCAAGUAUAAUGGAAAGUCAAGAAGGGCUCAUGAGUUAGCACAUGACCCUCCAGUUCAGGUGGAAGAUGAGGUAAAUGACUUCACCUCAUCAACCCCUAAUCCUCCCCAAGGUGAAUCAAAACCAGAGGAUGAUGUAUUUAACUAUAACUGUGCUUUGCUGACAGAUGGAUUUCUUUUCUUCAAUUUCCUUGAUGCAAUUAAAGAAGGGGAUGGGUCGAGGAUAAUGAGGCAGUACAAGUACAUUAUGUUGUACUGCAAAUCCGAUGGCACGCACAGUACGAAAUAUGCACUGGAAUGCUUGUACCAGUUUUUUCUUGUUCACUCUAUUCUAUCCCAGAGAGGCUCUGAACGGUUUACAUGGAACCAUUCAGUCAAUAAUGCUGGUAAGAUUGGUACAAACAUUCCACUUGAUGAAGCCACUGAACACAGCAAUAACUUCAUCAAGCAGGGCAUCAGAAACUUGGGACCAAAUGUCACAGAGAAGGCAGUGUCACGACUCUCUUUCUCUGAAACAUCCACGACAACAGUCCUGAGCAAUCUUGAUGAAUCAAUCAAACGGAUGUUAAGAUCUGGGAAACAUGUAGAAGGAUCUGCAACAAGAGAUCUUCAGGAGCUCAUCAAGAGAGCAGUUGAUUUCGAUGUCUUUACACAAAUUCAAGGGAGGAGCUAUAAGCACUUCAAAGACUUUCAGUCCAACAGACUAGAAAGCAUAGAUGCCUCAAGUUUAUACCAGUGGAUCAACAAACAUAAGAAGAAUAUCACUUGGGGUAUUAGAGCACGAUAA